Molecule: messenger RNA, 939 nt
Organism: Boleophthalmus pectinirostris (great blue-spotted mudskipper)
Lineage: Eukaryota; Metazoa; Chordata; Actinopteri; Gobiiformes; Gobiidae
Product: olfactory receptor 4D1-like
Exons: 1
Coding region: 1-939 (312 amino acids)
Biological process (GO): G protein-coupled receptor signaling pathway
Cellular component (GO): membrane
Molecular function (GO): olfactory receptor activity; G protein-coupled receptor activity
Source: RefSeq, a predicted model, not a curated record
AUGUUUGAAAACACCACUUUGGACAAUUUCCUGACCCUUGAAGAACUGGGACUAGACUCCUCCUCUGGACAGUACCCUGCGUUCAUUCUUGGCAUUCUGAUGUACACACUAAUCCUGACUUUUAACUCUAUGGUCCUCCUUUCCAUUGUGGCCAGUAAGAAACUCUACAAACCCAUGUUCCUUCUCCUCUGUAACCUCCCCAUUAGUGACAUGAUUGGAGCCAGUGCGUUCUUCCCUCACCUGAUCUUCAGCAUAAUCACCAAAAACAGAAUCAUUCCCUACAACACGUGCAUGUUUCAAGCAUUUCUCAUCCACUUCUAUGGAACAGCUAACUUGCUAACCCUGAGUGCCAUGGCUUAUGAUAGAUACAUUGCAAUAUGUAGUCCUUUGAGGUAUAACUCAAUCAUGACCACGCAAACUUUGGUCAAGCUAAUUAUUAUGAUUUGGUUCAUCAAUGUGGCGAUUAUGGGCACUUUGUUUGCAUUGCAUGUUAGACUGACACUAUGCAAGACAAAAAUCAUAGACUUGUACUGUAAUAAUCCAUCUUUGCUCAAAUUGGCUUGUUUUUCUUCAGAUGUUAUGGUUAUAAACUAUUAUGGGAUGUUUCAUAUAGCGUUGCUCCAGGGUGGGUCACUGUUGGUUAUAAUGUACACGUACGUGCAGAUUUUGAGGUUGUGUGUAAUGUCGAAACAGGCUGAAGUGAGGAGGAAGGCGGCUCAAACAUGUAGCUCUCAUUUGGUGUCGUAUUUGUUUCUGCAACUGAAUACAAUAAUUACACUUACUGCCCAUCGGAUCCCAAAUGCCUCUUCGUUUCUGAGGAGGUCCAUGGGGGUGUCAGUCGUCAUUUUCCCACCCUUCCUCGACCCCAUCAUCUACGGACUCAGCUCCCAGGAAAUCAAGUCUGCUUUUUUUGUGUUAAUCAAGAGGAAUGUGAAAUAA